Messenger RNA from Aspergillus terreus NIH2624, 1416 nucleotides. RefSeq lists its product as uncharacterized. The record is from RefSeq and is a predicted model, not a curated record. The transcript has 2 exons. The coding region runs from base 1 to 1416 and encodes 471 amino acids. Lineage: Eukaryota; Fungi; Ascomycota; Eurotiomycetes; Eurotiales; Aspergillaceae.
AUGAAUGUCUGGUCUGGGGCCAUCGCUCUAAACGGGGCGUCUCGACUCCAAGGUCUGCAGUUAAUAGAUCGAUCCUCGAAUUGGCAGUCAGAUAUACCCAGAGGCGCGACUCUGAGCCUUCGCAGUUUCGUAAAUCCCGCUUUGAUCCCAUUAUUCGCACGCGUCGGCCCCAACCUUGAACUCCAUGCUAGUGAUCCAGAAACACAGCAAUGGCUGAAGAAUAAAUUGCUGGGGACACUCUGGGUGGAAGAGGAGGACCUGGAUCGCUUUCAGACAAUACAAAGUCCCGUUGGCUUUCUUGUCAAUGCCAACAGCGCAUCACGAACGAAGACCUCAGGCUCAUCCACAACCGACCUUCUGAUCUACGGGAUUCUGUCGAACGGAACGUCGAUCGAGAGACCACCUACCCCGCCAGAAUCUUGCUCCCCAAGUUCAGACAAUCCGCUUCAUAACGGCUUGAAGCAGGAACUGAGGAUAUAUGCUGCACCACUUUCGAGUUCCCUUAUCACCAAAGCGCACGCCCUCCCGACACCCGAGAAUGUUCAGGAACAGGGUGAGGAGGGCCAAUAUGCGCAGUUCCUCCCAGACCUCCGCUCUCCGAGUCCCAAGCGAAAGCGCGUGGCCACAUUAUUCGAGUCGGUUGCGCAGCAUCAUAAGAGGGUCCGCCAGAAGGGCGGAGAGGCUGUGUCACAAUUAAUGGCACACUCUCUAUCCCAAUCUCAGCAGUUACAGACCUUUCGAAUUAAACGAGAACCAGAAGACCUGGGGCUACCGUCUUCCAAUCGGAUUACGUCGCAUCGAGCGAGGUCUCUUUCUGUCGGCACGAAUUUGCAUCCAAGCAAGCCAUUAGAGCUCCGGACAGAUCCUUCUCGGCCUAGCAGUAACCGAAGCCAUACGCGCGAGUUUGCAUCUAGGAGGAACACGCCCAGCUUUGCUAUGGAGACUGCGUCAAAGAAAGACAGGAAAGAGAGGGAAUUCUCCCCAGCGUUGCCAUCAUCUGAUGGGAAAUUGGAGCUUUCGUCGUCACCGAAGGAUGCGGAAAGCAUCAUCCUGGACAACAAGAACACCAUUACUCGGACUAUCCUGACCUGUAUGCGGCUUUAUGGUUUCAAUCGCCCCUCUACACGAUCUUCAAAUAAGGGUCACGUUGAUCCCCAGGAGACGGCUCCGACAAACACAGAAGAUCGGAUGAUGACAGAUUCCGUCCCCCCGGGCAACUCUUCUAGCACUGACGAAGAUGAAUUCAAGUCCAUGUACCACGCGACUUAUCGUGCAUCGACAUUCGCCCUGCGCAAGUAUCUGAAGGAGCCUGCUUGCGACGAAGGGGCUUUGAAGUCAUUGCCGCCCGUCUUGGAGAAGGGAAAAGCGAUGACCUAUAUAGACGAGUUUUUGAGGCUGUUCUGUGAAGAGAACUGA